AUGGGCACCAAAGGUCGUGAAGUCCCUCGUGUCGUGUGCUGUGCCAUCCCACUGGCAAGUACGUCUGGAAAGGUCCUUGUUAUAACGAGUCGCAAACGGAAAGACUUGUGGGUUUUGCCUAAAGGAGGUUGGGAGUCGUCAGAUGUAACUUUAGAGAGGGCAGCCUCGCGGGAAGCCUUAGAAGAAGCGGGCGUUCGAGGCAACAUAACUCGAUACGUAACAACGAUCUACUCGCCCUCAACAACAUAUCACUUCUACGAACUCGAAGUUACGACUCUCGACAAGGAUUGGUUAGAGAGCCGGGAGCGGAAGAGAGAGUGGGUGGAUUAUGCCUGA
Molecule: messenger RNA, 336 nt
Organism: Suillus paluster
Lineage: Eukaryota; Fungi; Basidiomycota; Agaricomycetes; Boletales; Suillaceae
Product: NUDIX hydrolase domain-like protein
Exons: 3
Coding region: 1-336 (111 amino acids)
Biological process (GO): diadenosine pentaphosphate catabolic process; diadenosine hexaphosphate catabolic process; diphosphoinositol polyphosphate metabolic process
Cellular component (GO): nucleus; cytoplasm
Molecular function (GO): bis(5'-adenosyl)-hexaphosphatase activity; bis(5'-adenosyl)-pentaphosphatase activity; diphosphoinositol-polyphosphate diphosphatase activity
Source: RefSeq, a predicted model, not a curated record